GUUCAACACGUGAGCCGCUGCCGGGUUCAGGUUACACAACUUUACUGCUGCUCCUGCUGCCGCUAUAUAGCAACCCCCCCCCCCCCCCCCGACUCCGACAAUCCGUCGUCUGCCGUGAAGGAGCCUGGCUGCACAAACCACAGCUCUCAAGAUGUUCCACACCAGCCUGGUGUCCCUUGCAGUGCUGCUGUGCUCUGCCCUCUUGGUCGAUGGAGGGAAGGUCUUGGUGUUCCCUGUAGAUGGAAGCCACUGGAUCAACAUGAAGGUCCUCAUCGAGGAGCUUCACUCCAGAGGGCAUGAGAUCACAGUCCUGCGACCGUCCGACACCUGGUACAUCAAGCAAGAUUCUCCCCACUAUAAGUCCAUCACCAUCAAUUCCUCAGCUGGUUUUGAUGAGGAAAACUUUGGCUUAUUAAUAUCCUCAAUGGUGAACAUGCGUCUGGAAGGUGCAUCACUAUGGAAAUACAUAUCUAUGCAGUACAACAAAUUUAACGUGUUGUAUUUCAUACAUAAGCAGGCCGUUGAGAUGGUGGAGCAGAUGUUUCAGGACACCAAACUGAUGCAGAGCCUUCACGAUGCCAAUUAUGAUUUGGUUCUGACAGAUCCUGCUAUUGGUGGAGGUGUGCUUCUGGGUCACCGCUUGGGUCUUCCACUUGUCUUCAAUGUGAGGUGGACCAUUCAGGGUGAGGGACAUCAGGCAAUAGCACCAUCCCCAGUCUCAUAUGUCCCAAUACAAGAGUCAGAGCUGACUGACAAGAUGACCUUCAAUCAGAGAGUCAAGAACUUCCUCUUCUAUUUAUUUACACGUUUUCAAGUUUGGUACACUGUGGAUUCAAACUACAAACCUUUUGUCCAGCGUCACUUCGGCAGUGAUGUACAUUACAUGGAGCUGUUCCAAGCGGCAGAUAUCUGGCUGAUGAGGAACGAUUUUACCUUUGAGUUCCCAAGACCCACGAUGCCGAACAUCAUCUACAUGUCGGGGUUUCAGUGCAAACCCUCCAAGCCUCUGUCCAAAGACCUGGAGGAGUUUGUCCAGAGCUCUGGUGAACAUGGGGUCAUCGUUAUGACGCUGGGAACGCUGGUGGCAAACCUUCCAGAGGACGUCACUGACCACAUCGCAGCAGCUUUUGCCAAACUUCCUCAGAAGGUGAUCUGGAGGCACCAAGGAACAAGGCCGUCCACUCUUGGGAACAACACCUUACUCUUAGACUGGCUGCCUCAGAACGACCUCCUGGGUCACCCCAAGACCAGACUGUUUGUGGCCCAUGGAGGAACCAAUGGAAUCCAGGAGGCCGUCUACCACGGCGUUCCCCUGGUGGGCCUGCCUCUACUGUUUGAUCAGCAUGAUAACUUCUUCAAGAUGAAAGUAAGAGGUGUGGCCAAAGUCAUGGACAUUGCAACUGUGAACAGAGAGAACUUCUUGGAGGCGCUGGAGGAGGUUCUCUAUGAACCGAGCUACAGGGAGAACAUGAGGAAGCUGUCCAACCUGCAGAGAGAUCAGCCCAUCAAGCCACUGGACCAUGCCGUGUUCUGGAUCGAGUUCGUCAUGAGGCACAAGGGGGCGCCGCACCUCAGGACCGAGUCUUAUAAGAUGUCCCUGGUCCAGUACUACUCCAUCGAUGUCAUUGGCUGUCUGCUGGCAGUUGGGUUGGCAGCAUUCACUCUCUUUAUUGCUGUCAUCAAGUUUUUGUGGCGCAGAGUGUUUUACAGAAGCAAAGUAAAAAAUGAAUGAGAGUGCUGCAACAUUUCACAAUUUUAUGAUCUGAAUUUUGAUUCAUGAAAACGAUACUAAGUCUUUCACUAUGUGCAGCUGAACGCAGCAAGCUCCUCCCACCUCCCACCUGGAGUAGAGGUUUCAACUGUGGCCACUGCCCACAGCCAACAGCUCAGUCCAACCUGCUCCUUUACCUUUAUAUACUUAUUCAUUAUUAAUGUUUGAUUCAAAUAAAACUGUUCUGAUGAACACGAUGGGAUUCUCUAUAUAUAAGAGUCCACUGUGAGUGAGUAGCUGCCACUCAACAAAAUCACGACUGUUUGUUGUCCUAGCUCCUAAACGUUGGAACGAGCCCCCCAUUGACAUCAGGACAGAAAGACCACCCGUCGUCCUCCGGAGAGGAAGGACACAUCUCUUCACACUAUACGCUAAGAAGAUUAUGUCUAAUAAGAAUCUUAAACUCCGGUGUUUAUAUAUAAAAAGCAGAAAAUUCCUCCUGCCGAGAAAUUAAGAAUGUGUGCCUAGACACGGAGAGAACGUCUACAGACUACCUACAGACUGUCUACAGACUGCCAACAGACUGCCUACAGACUUUACACAGACCGCCUACAGACUGCCUACAGACUAUCUACAGACUCCCUACAGACUACCUACAGACCGCCUACAGACUGCCUACAGACUAUCUACAGACUCCCUACAGACUUUAGACAGACUGCCUACAGACUGCCUACAGACUAUCUACAGAGUGUAUACAGACUUUAGACAGACUUCCUACAGACUGCCAACAGACUGCCUACAGACUGCCAACAGACUUCCUACAGACUGCCAACAGACUGCCUACAGACUGCCAACAGACUGCCUACAGACUGCCUACAGACUGCCAACAGACUGCCUACAGACUACCUACAGACUGUCUACAGACUGCCUACAGACUUUAGACAGACUGCCUACAGACUGCCUACAGACUAUCUACAGAGUGUAUACAGACUUUAGACAGACUUCCUACAGACUGCCAACAGACUGCCUACAGACUACCUACAGACUGUCUACAGACUGUCUACAGACUGCAUACAGACUUUAGACAGACUGUCUACAGACUGCCUACACACUUUAGACAGACUGCCUACAGACUGUCUACAGACGGUCUACAGACUGUCUACAGACUGCAUACAGACUUUAGACAGACUGUCUACAGACUGCCUACACACUUUAGACAGACUGCCUACAGACUGUCUACAGACGGUCUACAGACGGUCUACAGACGGUCUACAGACUGCCAUGUGGCCGCUCAGUACUCGUCCUCUUCGCCUUCUAAGAACGUGCUGCUGCUUGAAUUGUAACAUCAAAGACAUCAAAGGAAUCUGUCCUGGCAAAACACGCUCAAAAAGAGAAAGAUACACUCUAGCAAUGCCCUUGAACAACUUGCGAUUAUUCAUAAACUAUAAUUCCAAUUUGUGAAAUAAAAACACUGUGAGCAUCCCAAGACUUUGCCGAGCAAAUAGAUAUAUUUUUUAAUGGUAAGACUAAAACAAAUUGACAGUGGGAGUGAAUUAGAAAAGUUUGGCUUCUUCCAGAAAAUUCCUCUCAAAAUUAACAUUAGACCCAAUGGGGAAGAGACAGCUCUUUGCUCUUCUGCACUCCCCGAACAACUACUUGGUUCUCAAAAACUAUAAGGCCUAUCUGUGAAAUAAAAACAAGGCGAGAAACCCAAGACCUUGCUGGACACAGAAAUGUCUUUUUUAUUGGUUAGAGUUAAGAAAUGGGACCGUGGGAGCCAGUUAGAUAAUCUUGACUUUCGGGCUCGCUACCGAUAUUUCCUCUCUAAAUUAACAUGGGCCUGAAUGGAGAGGGUUCAGAGAACUACAGUAUAAAAAAUGCGUACAACCAAAUGUUCAGAUCUGAUAUAUUUCAUAGUGACAUUUCAGCGAAGCUUUUGUGGCUGCUUUUGGCAAUUUUUGAAUUUAAAAAUGAAAUGCACUGAUAUAUGGCAGCUACAUGUAGCACGUGUAGUUGGGCUUUUGAAGCUUAUUGCACUUGUAUGAUUUUUGCUGCUCUUGGUUUGUUCCCUAAUGGUUGAAUGAAAAAAUUGUAAUUUACAUUGGAUAAAAGUGACUUAAGAUGAUAUGUAAUGUAUUUUCCAUGUACACCCACAGAAUUUUAUAAGCUUAAUGUACGCUCAAACACAUUCAUUCAUGGCAACAGGCUUCUGUCUUAUGAGGAAUCGCUCUAUAUAAUGUUACACUUUAUAAUGUCCUUCAAUGCUUUUUGUACAAUGACCAACAAUACAAAUGAUUGUCAAAUGUUUUAAAAUAAAGAUGCUUAAAAUAUAUGAAAAAUAAAUAAUGCACAACAGUCGAACUCA
Molecule: messenger RNA, 4076 nt
Organism: Pleuronectes platessa (European plaice)
Lineage: Eukaryota; Metazoa; Chordata; Actinopteri; Pleuronectiformes; Pleuronectidae
Product: UDP-glucuronosyltransferase 2A2
Exons: 2
Coding region: 152-1732 (526 amino acids)
Molecular function (GO): UDP-glycosyltransferase activity
Source: RefSeq, a predicted model, not a curated record